Molecule: messenger RNA, 4983 nt
Organism: Nematolebias whitei (Rio pearlfish)
Lineage: Eukaryota; Metazoa; Chordata; Actinopteri; Cyprinodontiformes; Rivulidae
Gene: cfap74
Product: cilia and flagella associated protein 74
Exons: 38
Source: RefSeq, a predicted model, not a curated record
AUGGAUGCUGAAGACAAGGAAAGCUCAUCUGAUGAUAUGACUGAGAAGUCUCUGUCUCUGGAUGUUUACGACAGCAGUGAUGAGAAUACUGAGGGUUGCCCAAGACAGGAGACAUUUAAAGAUGAAAAAGCAGCUCUUUUUUCUGAUUUGGAAUGGUUGGAAGUAUUGUUUGAUGAGAGUGAAGAUGAUGAUGAUGACCUUGUGCUUAAAGUUGAUACUGGCAAGAAGAUGAGCUAUACCGAGACAGCACGGAUGUUCAAGCUGAGACGAAACCUGGACCAGCUGGACUGCUUUCACCGACAGAAGGAGCGUGACGUGCAAACAGCCAGGGAGAGGCUGAAACUCUGUCAUCAGACUGUUGAAAGUUUGCUGGAGCAGAGGGACAACUUGGAAAGGGAAAUUGAUCAACAGAAAGUAAAGGACAACAGUGUGGCGUUGUUUCGAUUGCGAGCCCAGCACAAACAGUUGUGUCAACAGCUACAAAAUGAGGAAGAGUUGGAGGGCCAAAUCCACACUGAACUAAGACAACAAGAACUGGAACUGAAUGGAGUGGAAGUGGAGCUUGGCAUGGUUUCUUCGCUUCGGCAGGUGGUGCAGGAGGAAGAGCAGGAUUUCCAGGACCUUAAAGCCCAGAAGGCAGCGAAACGGUUGCAGCACGAGAGGAAAGUUGGCCAGAACCUGCAGAACAACAUAAAGCUGCUCAGGGAUAAACAGGAAGACAUGCUAAAAAGGGAGAAAACUGAAUGCCAGAGGAAAACUGAGGAGGGUCGACAAUGCCAGAAGACAGCUGCCAAGUACUUGAAUCAGACAAUUAAAAGAAUGCACCAGCAAGCAGCUGAGAAGGAGCAACAGAACAGGGAGUUAAUAGAAAAGAAGAUGCAAGCUGUUAUGUCCCUGAAAUCCAACAUAGCAGCCAACCAAGAGAGUCUACGGAUUCAACAAAACAGAGUCAAAGCAGACGCCCAGAUGAAAGAGCAACAAGAAAGACAACUCGGAGAAUCUCUGCAGACCCAGGGCAUCAACAGUUUUAAACAUAUGUACCAGCUGAACAAACUGGAGGAGACGAAACGAAAGCAAGAGAAGUUUGAGGAGAGCCAGAAGUCAAAGAGGGUGGCAAUUGUUACAAAAAUUCUUCAGCAGGAACAGUUGAUGAAGAGCAGAAACAAGAGCCAAGUGUUGCCUCUUAAACCUUCAACCAGUAACAAGUUUUCAUCUUUGAGGAGGAAAAGAGAGAGGCUCAUGUACUACCUUGAUCCUUUCUUCCCAUCGGUUGCUGAGGAGACGGCAACAACCCAUUUCAGAAAGUCAAGUGACAUUAGGAGCUAUUCAUCAACUUCUUCUGAUGCCGAGGACCUGGAGGAAAUGAGUGAAAACUUUCAGGAAUCUGUAGCCCACAAGAGCCUCGCUGACUGCCUUGUUGAGCCUGAAUUCACCGGCCUGUGGGAAAAACACUACAAGAGGCCUGUCUCUGAGAAGGCUACAGCACUGCAAACAGAGGCACAGGAAGAUGAACCGGACACAACCAGCUGUAGAAAGUUAAACGUGACUUCUAAAAAAGUUCAUGAAAAAAAGUCCAAAGGGCCUCCAUUUGUCAGUAAACCAGAAGUCCUCUCUUUCAAGGACUUCGAAGUUGGGAAACUGUAUAAGAAGAAAAUAGUUCUGACAAACAUCAGCUAUAUCUUUAACCACUGCAAGCUCCUCAGAGUCUCUGCUCAGCUGAAGGGUUUCAUCUCUGUGAACUUCGAGCCUCCUGGUCCCUUAUCUACUGGGAUGUCCUUUGAUGUGCAGGCUGUUUUCCAACCAAUAAUCAACGAGGACUUGGAAGGAGAGAUACAGUUUGCAUCAACAGUGGGCCCUUUUUCUGUGCCCGUCAGAUGCACCACAAAGAAAUGCAUUCCAGAAGUUGACAGCCAAUUCAUUGACUUUGGUUCGCACGUCGUUGGCCAGAGCAUUUCACGGACUAUCAACUUGACCAACAAGGGAGCCCUGGCCACCCGCUUCAGCCUGGACACCUCCACACAACUCAUUCCAGAAACUAGCCAUGUCCAGAUGUCGUCCCAGGCUGCUGCCAACUCACGCUUGACAUGCAGUGAAAACACAACAUCCAGCAACCAGCAAAGCUCUGUUUCCAUGGAUGCUGAACAAAUUCAGCCAAAACAGCAGAGUCCAGAGUUCUCCAGAGAAUCACCGCAACCUGAGAAAUGUGCAGAAGCUGGUGUUGAGACUUGCUUGCCCUCAUAUGUGGACAGUAGAAUCCAGACUCCCUCAGAUUCUAAUGACAUAAGACUGGGACAAGUAAGAGACGGAGAGAUUGGACCAUUUCAAAGCAUCAAACUGGAUCUUGUUUUCACUCCCACCAUUCCAGGAGAGACCAAACUGGACUUUUUCAUCAAAUUCUCUGAAAAGGACGUCAAAACAAUACCUGUUCUGGUGAGGGGUGUGGCCGUCAGCAUCCCUGUAUGGGUGGUUCAGCCCAACGUUGACUUGAAAAUAUGCAUGUUUGACCACCUUUAUCAAGACAGUAUCAUGGUCCAAAGCAGAGCAAGCACUGCAUUGAAACUGAUCUUCGACGUAUGCCCAGAAAUGAGGAAACAUGUGGAGAUUCUACCAAAGAUGGGCUUCGUCCAGGCUCAGUCAAGAUUUAACACUCUUUUGAAAUUCAUGCCAAGGUGUUCCCUAUUCAAAGAUGCAGAGAAUUAUUUUGACAAAGAUACAGGAGUCCUUGAGGUUCCAAUGACCGUGCAAGUUGCAGGCCAGCUUCAUCCUGCCCGAUUUACUGUCCAGGCAAUUGUGACAUCGUCAGACCUGCAGUUUGACCGGACUGAGAUUGACUUUGGCUUCUGCUCCAUCUAUCAGUCCGUCAGGAGCAACGUGCGCUUCACUAACCUUUCCCUCCUACCUCAAGACUUUGGCUUUUUAUCUGUUCCAGAGUUCAUUGAGAUCCAGCCUAACGAUGGUUUUGGUACUGUGCUCCCACAAGAAACCCUGGAGAUUAAUUUGAUCUUCAGUCCCAAAAAAGCCCAGGAGUAUAAUUUUCAACUCUGCUGCAAAUCUGGAAUUAACAGAGAGUUUCUACUGUCCUGCCGAGCUGUAGGAGUUCACCCACCGCUGGAGCUCUCUCCUUCUCUGGUUCAGUUUAGAGCCACUGCCGUUGGUGACAAGUCCACGGCUGUUUUUCACCUGAUUAGCCACCACGCUGACAAUAACCAGUUCAAACAAACAGUAACUCCAGUGGCCAAAGACAUCAGGACGGUUGAGGUUCCCAGGUUGUUCUGCUUUACCCCACCAGAGGAUUCAGACAUCAGUAUAUCUCCCUCAGCAGGAUGCCUUCUCCCUGGAGAGAGAUGUCCUGUGCAUGUGACCUUCAGACCCAGACUUUUGGAUCAUGAGAUUAAAGCAGAGGCUUUAUGUCGCCUGCACCGGGCCAAGUUGCUCUGUGACACAAAGAGAAACGGACCCACUGAACAGGAGGAGAGCCUCGUGGGAUCCAGUAAAGGGGAAAAGAUAUCAGCUAAUUCAAAGAAGAGCAAGAUGUCAGAAAACCUUGUUUUGACCAAAUCACCUGACCCAAUCUGCAUACAGCCUGGGUCGGAGCAGUACGAGGAAGCAAAGGCCUCGUUGCUCUACUCCUUCACUCAGCGCUACAGAGAGCUCACCAUUCCCUGUUUCGUGUCAGAUGGAGUCCCUCCAGAGACAAACGGACAAGUCCAGCCAGCGUGGAGUGACAUGAAUACACUCUACCUGAAGCUGCAGUGCCUGGCUGUACAGCCCCCUCUGGUGGGACUAUCCAACAAUGGCCACAACGUCAUAGACUUCCAUCAAGUGGUUCUAGGAGAGAGAGUAAUUAAAACAUUUACAAUUCAGAACAUUUCAAAUGAAUCUGUGGAUUUGAUGUCAUCCGUGUUGGACGUACGUGGUCCUUUUUCUCUCCUGAAUGCUCUGAGACGCAUACAUCCAGGGGGAAAACACACUUUGGUUCUUGCUUUCAGCCCAGCUCUGGAGAUGAAGUGCCUUGAAACACUAGAGCUGCGAAGCCUUAACAUGGUUUUGGAAAUAAGUCUGUGUGGAGAGGGUGUUCUCCCUGCUGUCACCUCAUCUCACACUGGAGGUCUCCUUGACUUUGGCUUUGUGUUGGAGAAAGAGACCACUUCACAAAGUGUGCAGUUACAGAACAACUCUGUGGUGGCACUGGGGUUCAGCGUGCGGCUGGCCAGUCUGUCUUUCUCCAGGCAUCAGGAUGGAAUCGACAGAGUAGCCUUGCUGCUGGAUGGAUACAGAAACACUCAGAUCCGGCCUGUUGUAGGGACCCAGAACUACAGUGGUCUAAGUGUGUUCAGUGUGAAGCCAGUAGAGGGCAGCAUUGCUCCUGGACAGACCCAAGACAUCACCAUCACGUUUCAGCCUGACCACCCUUCUGUGAACUUCUCUGACAAGCUCACCAUAGAGCUCAUAAAUAAGAGUAAAGUGUGUGAGGUGAAUCUGAAGGGUGCAGCCUCGUCACAUAACAUGUAUCUGCACGGAGGAGACCUGCUGACAGUGCCCAUCGAAUCUCUUCUCCCCCAGCUUCACCUCACAGAGUCACAGAUGGCGGAGAGGCCAAAUAUCCCCGUGCUGGUGACCCUGCAGGCCAGCUACAAUGCAGGUGUCAUCAAACCUGCGGUCAGGGAACUGCAUGUUGGCUGCAUCCGCUCCUCAAACACCAAAAAGAAGAGUGGAGAGUUUUACUGGGAUAGUGUGGCCCCUCUGCAGCAGCAGGGCUUCAGUGUGGAGCCUCUGAAGGGCAGUGUGGAGGCAGGUCACAGACGCACACUCACCAUCACAUGGGCUCCCCAAAGUGGAUACAAGCCUUCAGAGGUGGUGCAGAUGUGUGUGUCUCUCACUGUAAAGGGGGAUGAGACUCGUACUUACCGAGUCACCUUGAUGGCUUUGGUCUCACCAACUGCUGAAUGAUCCAUACUGGCCCCGGCUGCUGACCCGUGGAAG